Messenger RNA from Dreissena polymorpha, 7798 nucleotides. RefSeq names its product 1-phosphatidylinositol 4,5-bisphosphate phosphodiesterase gamma-1-like. Gene Ontology annotation, biological process: phospholipid catabolic process; positive regulation of epithelial cell migration; phosphatidylinositol-mediated signaling. The transcript is spliced from 36 exons. The record is from RefSeq and is a predicted model, not a curated record. Gene Ontology annotation, molecular function: phosphatidylinositol-4,5-bisphosphate phospholipase C activity; protein binding. NCBI's taxonomy places the organism in Eukaryota, Metazoa, Mollusca, Bivalvia, Myida, Dreissenidae. Bases 224 to 4087 code for a protein of 1287 amino acids.
CUGAGUUGUCUCCCUUGUGUGCCAAAAAAAAUAAACCAGGAAGCAAAUGAGAAUUUGAACUGGAAUUGAUCGCGAGUAAUGCAUUAGUCGCGCGUUGAAGAUAUUGAUAAGUGUAAAUCAUGUGAUUAUUUGAAGUUACCAGCGCGUAUCAGUGGGAGGAAUGCGUUAUAAACGAGGUUAGGUGUAUUUUGUAUAACGUUUUUAGAAGUUCACAAAAUCAAACAUGGCGACCUUGGGUUUUAGUAGUGUCAAUGGAUGCUUGCCUGCAGCAAACAUCAUGAGGUUUAUCGGCGAAAUGGAGAUUGGAAAAGUUGUCACUAUCUUCUACUCAAAAACAAAACCAGAACGAAGAACACUGCAGGUCAAACAAGAGACCAGUCAGCUGUUGUGGAUUCGAGCACAGGGUGUGAAACCAGAAGGAUCAAUCAUUUUCCGGGACAUAAAAGAAGUACGAAGAGUGAAGAAGUCAAAGGAUUUUGACAAGUGGUCAGAUGAAGCAAGACGACAUGAUGACAAAAAGUGUUUCGUAAUUUACCAUGGCAACGACUUUAAAUUGCGUACACUGUCAGUUGUUGCCGACUCCAUGGAUGAGUGUGCAAACUGGUGCAAGGGACUGGAGCUGUUGAUAGAAGGAGCUAGAGUGGCUUCACAUACCCUAGUGGUGGAAAGGUGGCUCAAUCGAGAAUUUAACAGCAUCAUAGAGAGAGAGAAGAGGGUGUCACUGAGGAACAUGAAAACCUGGACCACCAAGAUCAACUGUAAACUUACCACAAGCAAGUUGAGGGAGCUAUACCAGAACGUGGACCAACAAAGGAGGGGAGAGAUUGGAUUGGAUGAGUUUACAAAGCUCUACCACCAUUUGGUUCACGUGCCCACUGUAAUUGAUGAAUAUUUCAACAGUUUCAUGAAGAAGCUUCACACCGACCGAGUGGCAACUGUCGAGAAAAUGCAUGUCUUCAUACAGCAGGAGCAAAAGGAAAACCUGUCACAGAUGGAGGUGAAGCAGCAGAUGGAGGUGUUUCUUGAUGACAGAGGUCGAGAGAUUGCCAACCAGUUUUUCUUCAAUGAACAAGAGUUUAUUGACUACCUCUUUUCCAAACAAAACACAAUAUGGGACAGCAAGUAUGACAGUGUGACGCAGGACAUGGGUCGUCCUCUGACCCACUACUGGAUAGCGUCCUCACACAACACGUACCUGACAGGGGACCAGUUCUCCAGUGAAUCUUCAGUGGAGGCAUAUGCUCGCUGUCUGCAAAUGGGCUGCAAGUGCCUCGAAUUGGAUUGCUGGGAUGGGCCUGAUGGAUACCCAAAGAUUUACCACGGACAUACGCUAACCUCCAAUAUCCGCUUCCUAGAUGUGUUGAAAUGUAUAAAAGAACACGCCUGGUGUGUCUCUGAUUACCCGUUAAUCCUGUCCAUAGAGAAUCACUGUAAUCUGGGUCAACAGAGGAACAUGGCUAGUGCUUUCAAGGACAUAUUUGGUGAUAUGCUGCUUACAGAAGCAGUUCUUAAAGAAUCUUCAACGUUCCUGCCCUCUCCUGACCAGCUCAAACAAAAGAUUAUACUCAAGCAUAAGAAACUUCCCAGUGAUAUGUCCCAGGCUGACCCACAGGACUGCACUUUAGAUGAUACUGCCCGAGAAGGUGAUCUCAGUAAUUCUGUGAAGAAUGGCAUACUGUACCUGGAGGAUCCCAUUGAACAAAACUGGACUCCCCAUUUCUUUGUACUGACGGCCAACAAGUUGUACUAUAGUGAGGAGACAGCACAUCAGGAAGAGGAGGAGGAGGAGGAGGAAGAGGAGGUCAGUCGAGACAGAGAGAAAGAACUUCACUUUAGCGAGCCCUGGUUCCACAGCCGUCUACUUGAUGGUAGGAAAGACGCCGAGCAGAAAUUGAAAGACUACGAAUACCUUGGAGACGGAACCUUCCUUGUACGUGAGAGUGACACCUUCGUGGGAGACUUCUCUCUGUCCUUCAGAUGGCAAUCGACAAUCAACCACUGUCGUAUAAAAUCAAAACAAGAAAUGGGACAGUCGAAGUACUACCUGAUUGAAGGGACCAUGUUUGACAGCCUCUACAACCUGAUAAUGUACUACCGCACCCACCCACUCAAGGGCAACACAUUCUCAAUGACCUUGAGGGAGCCUGUUCCCCAGCCCCAGAGUCAUGAGGGAGCAGAGUGGUAUAAUGCCAAUGUGGAUCGUAAGGAGGCUGAGAGAAUGCUCACCAUGAUACCAUACGACGGAGCAUUCAUGGUCCGAACAAGUGAUAAACGCAGUGAGAAUGACCAGUCCACCUAUGCCAUCUCCUUCAGGGCGGAAGGAAAGAUCAAGCACUGCCGUAUCCGUCAGGAGGGGCGCCUGUUCACCAUAGGUGAUGCAGAGUUUGAGAGUCUAACUGAGCUUGUACACUACUAUGAGAAAAACCCACUAUAUAAGAAGAUGAAACUGCGAAAACCGGUCAACAGUAAGGUGGUGGAGGAGGAAGGGCAGGCCUCGGCAAUGGCUGCAGAGGAGCUCUAUGGGGAGGGUAUCUAUCACUUCCCGAAUGCUUACACCUCUCAGGUAACGGUAAAGGCUUUACAUGACUACCAGGCCAACUGCGAGGAUGAGCUGACCUUCUACAAGGGCUCCAUCAUCUACAAUGUCAACAAGCAGGAUAGUGGAUGGUGGCGUGGAGAUUAUGGUGAGAAGCGUCAGUACUGGUUCCCAGCCAACUAUGUGGUGGAGCUGGAGUCCAAGGAUGAGUCCACAGAGAACACGCCGCUUGGCAACCUGCAGAAGGGCGUCAUUGACGUCACUGGAUGUAUAACAGAGGUGGUUCAGGCCAGAGGCAACAAGCCUUGCUGUUUCCGCAUCUACAGUCCGUCCAUCCCAGGGUCUGGUCACCUGGAGAUCGCGUGUGACUCUGAGAGUGACAUGAAGGACUGGGUAGAGAACAUACGCUUGUGUGCUGACAAUCUCCAGGAUCAGAAAAAAGCCGAGGCAACAGUAAAGAAGCAGAUAGAAAGACGCAACAUGAUAGCCCAGGAGUUUUCAGACCUGAUUGUUUAUUGUGUAGCUGUGCAGUUCAAUGAAAAGUUUCAAGGUUCUGGCAACUGCGUCGAGAUGUCCUCCUUCCAGGAGACCAAGGCAGAGGGUCUGUGUAGCAAGUCCAAGGCUCUCCAGUUUCCUACAUACAACUACCGUCAACUCAGUCGGGUUUAUCCAAAGGGGUCCAGAAUUGACUCGUCCAACUACAACCCUAUCCCGAUGUGGAAUUGUGGGUCUCAGCUCUGUGCACUCAACUACCAGACGGCUGACUGGCCCAUGCAAGUCAAUCAGGGACGCUUCCUCAUGAAUGGAAUGUGUGGUUACGUAUUACAACCAGACUGCAUCUGGUCUGAAGGCUACAGUCCAUUUGACAAGAGGUCUGUGAAAGUGGAUCCUAUGACCAUCUCUGUCACGGUGAUUGGGGCUCGGCAUCUGAUGAGGCCGAAACAGAAAUUGGGCAAUCCCUUUGUGGAGAUUGAGAUUGUGGGGCUAGACUGUGAUAACAACAAGUGGAAGACAUUGUCCACACAAAUGAAUGGGUUGAACCCAGUUUGGUCCAAGCAAACCACAGAUUUUGACAUCCACUGUCCCGAUCUUGCUUUGAUACGGUUUGUGGUGAACGACGAAGACACGUUUGGGGAACCAAAAUUUCUUGGACAAGCCACAUUCCCUGUAAAGUGCUUGAGAACAGGCUAUCGAAGCGUGCCCUUGAAGAAUGAGUACAGUGAGCCGCUGGAGUUGUCUGCCCUGCUUGUUCACGUUGACAUACGCAACCCUCAGGAGGAGGACAAUGAUAUCUACUCGUGCCUGCAAGAUUUGCAAGAUCAGCGUGAGGACCUAAGCUCACGGAUAGCCGAGCUCGAGCUCAACGGAGACCUCCGCCAGGCUCAACAGGUCCGUCAAGUUCUGCAGGAAACGGAGGCAACCAUCGUGAAGAAGAACCAGGAACGCCAACAUAGGAAGCUAUUGAAUUAUCUGAAAUCUGGCAAGAUUGGUUACCAGGGAAACCAGAAUGUUGCACCAAAUCUCAAGCGAUUUAGUGUCACCUCCGUUUGAAAUACAUCCAAAAGAGUAGUGUACCGGAGAACGUCUACAAGUUGAACAACAACAACAACUAGUUUAUAAGUAGAUACCAUUAAUUCAUAUAACCUUUGUGAUUCAUGACCAUGGUCAUAAUUGAAAACAUCCACUUUCUUUAAGAUGCCAAAAUCAAACGUUUUCAUCAAUUAAGGAUGAGAAGUAACAGUGAUGAAGUCUAUCAGACGUUUUUUGUCCUCAUGUGCUUAAUGGCGUUGCAUGGCUGAAGAGGAGAGCUUGAAAUAAUGUUGAAGUAUUACUGUGCAAAAGACCAAUGGCAACAAACCAAAGAAAUGGGCAGUUUGUGUGAGUUGUUAGUGAUCAAAUGCCUUGUUGUGUAUCUGAAUUAAAAAUGGCAUGUUUGUUACUCAAUUGAAUAUUGUUCAUUUUGUUUAGAAAUUUUAGAAGCAGAAAAUACAAUAAUUUUUUGCCAUAUUCCUGAGCUAAAGACUAAUCCUGGAUUUGAUAAACUUGUUUAAUCAUUAAUUAAUGUACAUUCAUUCAUAUCACUAAAAUACAUGUUUUUUUAAAUAUAUAAUAGACUUUAAUGUUGUGGAAAGUCUACUGUAUUGGCCUGAACAAGUAUUUGUUUAUUAUAUCCCUUUAAAUGGGUUUUUAUAUAUCUAAAAUAAUCACUGUCUUCACAUAUAUAAUGCCAUAACCAUGAGUUUUCGUCCAAUUAAAAUUUGCUAUUAAGUAUAUGUUGUUUAUAUCCUUUUUUAAAUUUAAAUUGUAUGUUUCAAACCUAUUUGUGCAUGAAAGUUGAUAAAGUUGUUAAAUAUAUGACGAGGGUUGCGGAUUUUUUCAGUGAUUCACAAUCUUGGAAUGCUUUGAAUGUUUAAAGAAUUAGACUUAUAGAAUCAUCAGAAUAAUUACAUACCCAGUAAGACGAAAAUAAAAUCUUUACAGACUUGUUCACAGUUUGGUAAACUGAUGAUUUUCAAAAUAAUUGUCAUAGAUUAAAAAAAGAAUGUAUACAUUAUAUUUUAAAAUCCAAAUAACACUCUUCACUAGCAAAAAUGUUUAAAAUAUUGGUUCAUCUACAUUUUUCCUUGAUAAUUUGGAAAAUGUUCUACUUGCAUUUUCUUUAUACAUGUAAUUUGCUGAUACAUUAUACUGCCUGCAUUGUUUAGUGGAAGCAUACUAGCUUUUACUUUGAGACAUUUGGGGUUUCAAUCCACUUGAACUUUCUUUCGUGCUAUUAUAAUAAGUAAAGACUAUUUGACACAUUGUAGAAUAAAUUGUGUUCAUAACAUAUUUACUGGGUAGUGGCUUUACGGAGAUCUGUGAACAAGUCCCUGUAAACAGGUUAAGUAUCAAACUGUUUAAGAGAUAUCUAUGAAACUAGAAUAGAGAUAUAAAUUUACUUAUUCAAUACUGAAGUCCACAGAGCAGGUGUAGUAAAAUGACCACAUUUGUACUUGUUUGUUUAAUGCCCAGUAAUUAUAUGGAACAUAAUUAUGGUACUAGAUGUACUGUAUGAAUAAACAUUUCAUCAGUAACAAGAAUUGCUCUCUAGGUCUCUUCAAUUUAUGUACAAAAAUGCAAACAAUACAAGACAAAUAUUGUGUAGUUUAUGUUUAUGCCCAAUUUGUGUAAUCCCCAAAAGUAUAGUGACCAAAAUGUGUAGCACCAAAUUAUGAAUAGUGACCAAUCUUUGUGAAGUGACCAGAGUUCAUCAUGGCUAUUGUGUUCCACUGCCCAUACAAAGACGCCAAAUGCUUACAGGUUUUUUUUUGCCCGAUUUUAUAGCCGAAAUUUGGCUAUGUUCCCAAUCCCAAAAAGUAUACUUUUUUCCCAAAAUGUGGCAAAAAAUUCCCAAUUGCCAAAAAAAAAAUAAUUUUUUUUUUGUUUUUUUUUUGAAAGAAGUCUUGUGUGUAUUUUAUCUCAAUUUCAAUUCAAUUACAUCUAAGAAAGUAUUAUAUGAUUUUUUUCUUUUAAUUUGAAUGAUUAUAAAGAGUUAAAUCAAAUUUAGUAUUUCCCUAAUCAGUGGACUUUUGUGUGGAAAAAAAGGCUAAUGAAUUAAUUUUCCCAAUUUCAUGAAAAUGCCGAUAAAAUUCCCAAUUCCAAAGCCAUGGGCUAUCUUCCAAAAAAGUGGAAAAAAAAACCUGGCUUAUUACUGCUUGGAAAAAACUUAUGAAAGUAUCAUGAGAUUUCAUUAAGAAAACAAAUUGCGUGGUGUUUCCAUGAGAUUGUAUCAUUUUGUUUACAGCAAACUUCGUUUCCUUGGUAUUUGUAUCAUUUUUCAUUCACAUAAUUUGUUACUAGUUCGGAACAGUAUGUAUUUAUCACACUUGAUCAAAACAGUGUUCAUAAAAUAAAAGUAAUACUAGUCUUGACACGCAUAUUUCAUACCCUUAUCUUACAGCCACAUUUGUACAAGAUUGUUGUUCUGUGCUCUAUACUACAAAUGUUAUUCUAUGUGCCAUCAAAGAUGGAAGAAACGUACCCUGGAUAGUAUUUUUUUUUUUUAGGAGCCCAAUAUAUUCAAAUAAUUAUAUAAAAUCAUGUUUAACGAGAAAAAAAUUGACAAAGAGCCAUGAAAAAAAUCCCCACCCUCUGAUAUUGGAAUCAUAACAAGGUCAUUAACUAGAAUUUAUCAUAGACCUGUCUUUGCGGGCUGCAAAAAAGUAGCUUUAAUCAAAAGCAUCCAUUGAUCCUCCUAUGGGUAAUUUGGUAACCUUUCAAAAAAAGUUCACUUAAAAAAAAUCUGUCCAGCCGUUAACUCAGUCGGUCGAUAACCAAGCAAUAUUUCCAGUCAGUAUGUCAACCCGAAUAAAUCUUAGACAGACUUUCAAACAAUAUUUUUGAGUUUUUUGCCCCUUAAUCGAUAGCUCGCGUCCUAUUCCUUUAAAACAACGAGGCGUGUCAAAUUAUGCAUGCAUAUGCAACCACUUACCCCUAAAAACUAAUUCCAAUACAAUCAGAAUGAUAAGUAUUUUUCAUUUACAUUUAUUUAAACAUCGUUGUUAUUGUUGAUUGGAUAUUUAUGUGCCUGACUCUGUCAGUAUAAUUCACAAGCUGGGUUCAAGAGCGAUGGCUACUUUCGUUUUCAAGUAAAUCAAAUUUAGAGUUAAAACAGUUGUUGCAAAGAAAAUAUAACAUUUUGGAAUUAGUUUUUAGGGGUAAGUGGUUGCAUAUGCAUGCAUUAUUUGACACGCCUCAUGUUUCUGCAUACAAAUAAAAACAUAUUAACCAUUUAAGCAAUAUUUGCUCGUAUAAAGCAUUUGUAAUAAUACAUCGACACAAAAUAGCCCCGUGUCAUAAGAAAAUCUGCAUGUAAGGAAUUGCCAUAAGUAUUCCCUAAUGAGCUUUUGUGACUACUGUGUAUGGGUCCUUAUGAAUGUCAUAGAAUUUACAAGUUAAUCAACCCAUUUUUACUUAAGUGUCAUUGUCAGCUAUGAACCUUCAUAGGACUUUGCUAUUACUUUGUUAAUUAAAAAAAAAAAAAUUUAGUUACCUCCAAUCAUUUAAUUUUAUAAUAUAGCUGCAUGUGUAAAUGAUAAAGUUUAAACUUAGUUUAGUGUUGUUAAUUAGUUGUUUCUGCUUUAUCUGUUCAGGUAUUAUUAAUCCUCGUAUGUAUAUUAAGCUCUUUUUACCAAUGAAAGAGAAAUUGUUAUAUUGUUUAUGUGUUGUGUCUGUGCUAUUUUCAGUUCUAUAUUACUAAUUGCAAAUAAAAGUUUUAACGGA